Molecule: messenger RNA, 2735 nt
Organism: Cladocopium goreaui
Lineage: Eukaryota; Dinophyceae; Suessiales; Symbiodiniaceae
Source: the annotation of a GenBank genome assembly
AUGGCCGGGAUCUUGAAUUUCCUGGGCAACCUCUUCUCCGGAGCUACCGAGCAGGAGGAGGAGGAUUCCGAUGGGCCGCCCUCACCAAAGCCUGCUGCUCCCCCUACCAAACCUGGUCAUGUGCAGCCUCUACCUUGGAAGACUGCGGCCAGUUGGCAGCCAGGGGCGGCCGUGCGGAUUGUCAACCUUCAGCCCCACUUACAUCUCAAUGGACAAGUUGCCAGGGUGGUGCGUCAAGAUCCGGAGAAGGGCAAGUGGGUGGUUCGCCUCGAGAAGGAUGCAAAAGAGGGUGGCCAUCUGUGUAUGGCUUUACUUUUUCUCUUUCUGUGGCUCUUUGUGCUGCGGGUCAAACAGCCCCUGAAGGUGAUGCUCAGCGGUGACAAAAUGGAAUUGGCACCGUCAGAUGCAACUUCCACGGCUUCAUCGAGUGGGUCAGAGAUUCUUUCACCUGAGAGAUCCCAUGCCGCUUCCCAGCCUGCGCAGCCAGCCCACCCAAAACCAUCACCUCCAAAGAACCACUUCGAGGAGUGGUGCGCUGCGCAUUUGCAAGGCUUCGGAAAGCAAAAGCAGCUCACCAUUUUGCUGCUAGGACAGACGGGCAGCGGCAAGUCCUCAUUCUUGAACUUGUUGGGCAACUUCCCUACGGUGAUGCAGCAUGGGCAAGAAGCAGUUGCUGGCAAAAUGAGUGACUUUCGAAACUUGGAGUUUGAGAAUGACUUGAAAGACCGCAAAGUCAGCCAGACUUCAGCUGCCACUGUUUACGAAGUGGACAUGGGGCCAUUGAGCCUGAAGAUCGUGGACACUCCUGGUUUUGGUGAUACUAGGGGCCGGGCCUUCGAUGAGAAACACACGAAGCUCAUCGUCGACUGUGUGAAGAAUUUGGGGCAAGUGAAUGCCAUCGCUUUUGUCAUCUCCGGCAGAGAGUCGCGUUUGACUGCUCAACUCAAGUAUGUGCUCAUGGAGGUAUGUGCAAUCCUGCCCAAAGCCGCUAAGAACAAUAUCGUCGCUAUCUUCACAAACACCACCAGCCCAUUGUACUUGAGCUUUGACAUUGAUGCCUUGAACGGCAUGGUUGAGCACCAGGUCAAGCCAGAGAGGCAGAUCUUCAUCGAAAACCCUUACGUCCUGUGGGAGCGAAGCAAGCAGAACAAAGGUAAAGUCGAUGAUGCAGCGCUUCAGAUGGAGUUGGUGAAAGCCUUCAAAGAUGCGGGAGAGAACUUGGCAAAACUAUUUGCUGCCAUGCUAACCAUGCCGAAGAUGAACACAACAGAGUUUGAAAGGUUGUACAACUUGAGACAAGCCAUUGAGUCAAACACCAUGAAGGUCCUGGCUGAGCUGGAGUGCGCACAAGAGGAGCAAAAGAAUUUGGAGCAACAAAAGAGGGAAAUCCAGCGCGCUCAGACAGAGGAAGACAUGAACAGGCACUACAUGAAGCAGUUCCAUGGAAAGAGCUGGGUCUUCAAGGAUUCAGAUGGCCAUGGCACUUUCUGCGGAGUCAAGAACUGCCACUCCAAUUGUCAUGCUCCAUGCAAGAUGGAGAAGACCCCGGACAAUGCCAAGUUCAAGAUGUGCAGUGCUUUCAGGUACACAGAGAAGAAGAUCAGGUUGCGCUCAAAAGCAGACAGAAAAGAUCUUCUCCGCUACAUGGUGGAUGAAAACUCCCCGUUCCAUGCUGACGAAGAUGGCGGCAAUGGAACACAGUAUGAGACGGUCUUGCGUGGUGCAGAGGACUUCCAAUUCCAGGCCCAUCACUUCAUGAAAGGAGCUUUUGUGGAGAUCCCUGGGUCCGGAAGUAGAGUUGGGUGGGCUGCCAAGAGCCACCUGAUGGAGCUUCGUCUUCCAGCUGAGAUCUACAUUGCUGACCAGUCCGACCAGGACACCUGCAAGGUCUGUGGCCAUGAUCGCAAGUAUCACUUUCAUGAUGAAAAAAUAUGGUGUGAGGAAGAGUAUAGUGAAGAGGUCGUCGAUGAGGCAACCAAGCAAAAACAUGAGGCUGCAAAAGACCUGAAAGAGAGGAAGGAGAAGCUCUUGAAAGGAAUUCAGGGCAAGAUCGAGCAGUGCGGAAAGCGGCAGAAGGUGUUGGGAGCAACUUUGCUGUCCAACAUCCGGCAGUUUGAGCAGCAUGGUCUCAGUCGCAACUAUGCCAUGCUGCUGCAGAACCAACGGGACCUGUUCCAACAGCACAUCGAUGCCACCUUGGAGAACGACGACGGUGCAGAUGUUUCACAGUUGAAGAAGGCAAAGGAGGAAGUUGAGAAGGCGCUUCGCGUGGUCCAAGAGAAUUUGCUUCGCAACAAAGGCGCUGACUCACUGGAAUGGGCUUGCAGCAUGCUUGGCGUUUCGCGUGAAGCCACCUUGGACGAAAUCAAACAGAAAUUCAAGGAGGAAGCCAAACGCCAGCAUCCUGACAAGCAAGGCAGUGAUGAGCGCAUGAAGCAGAUCAAUGAAGCCUUUGAGAUCUUGAAGAAGCAGAAGGAGUCAAAGUGGUGGAGGCGCUUCUGAUGAGACUCUGAGACUCUGCUAGACGUGGGCCCCCACAAGCGUGGCCACGGCACCAAUUGCAUGCCGUCGCAAGCAGCAUGUGUAGGCGCUGAGCGGUCAAUUAAAUUCCCAUCAUCAUUUUAAGUUGCCUGACUUGCAGUACAGUAGGUGUGCCCGGGGCACUUGCCACCUACCACCUACGAGCGCUUCAAGUGCAACACACAGAGCUUGCAGAACUCAGCGGAAAACAAAAA